CUGUCCAGAUAAGAGCUCCGCCUCUGACUCACACACACAUCAGCCGCCGAGAAGCAGAGCAAGUGCACCAUCGCCAUUUGAUCCCAGAGAUUCGAUUCCCCUAAACCCCCCGAGAGGCCGCAAACCCCGGCGACCAUGGCCUCCUCCUCCCUCCUCUCCUCCCCCAAGCCCUGCUGCUCCUCCGCCAACCCCACCUCCACCCCGCUCCGCCCGCGCGCGCUCCUCUCCUCCCGUGUCGCCGCCCCCCGCUGCUCCCAUGGCCUCGCCGCCGCCGCCGCCAACCCUAGGGCUCCACGCCGCCACCGCGCCAUCGCCUUCGCCCGCCCCGUCCGGGCCUCCAUGGCGGCGCCGCGCCGGCCGGAGUACGUCCCCAACCGCAUCGACGACCCCAGCUACGUCCGCAUCUUCGACACCACCCUCCGCGACGGGGAGCAGUCCCCCGGGGCCACCAUGACCAGCGCCGAGAAGCUCGUCGUCGCGCGCCAGCUCGCCCGCCUCGGCGUCGACAUCAUCGAGGCCGGGUUCCCGGCCUCCUCCCCCGACGACCUCGACGCUGUGCGCUCCAUCGCCAUCGAGGUGGGGAACACGCCCGUCGGGGAAGACGGCCACGUGCCCGUCAUCUGUGGACUCUCACGAUGCAACAAGCGAGACAUUGACGCCGCCUGGGAGGCCGUUAGGCAUGCGCGGCGGCCGCGCAUCCACACAUUCAUCGCCACCAGCGAGAUCCAUAUGCAGCACAAGCUGAGGAAGACGCCCGAGCAGGUGGUGGCCAUUGCGAAGGAAAUGGUGGCCUACGCCCGCAGCCUAGGCUGCCCUGAUGUUGAGUUCAGCCCUGAAGAUGCUGGCAGGUCAAACAGAGAGUUUCUAUAUCAUAUACUAGAGGAAGUCAUAAAAGCUGGAGCAACAACACUCAAUAUCCCAGACACUGUUGGAUACACUCUUCCUUAUGAAUUUGGAAAGUUAAUUGCUGAUAUAAAAGCAAACACUCCAGGAAUUGAAAAUGCCAUUAUUUCUACUCAUUGCCAGAAUGACCUUGGUCUAGCAACUGCCAAUACAUUAGCGGGCGCUCAUGCAGGAGCACGCCAGUUAGAGGUGACUAUUAAUGGUAUUGGUGAGAGAGCUGGAAAUGCUUCUUUGGAGGAGGUUGUGAUGGCAAUUAAAUGUCGUCGAGAACUCUUAGGAGGUCUAUAUACUGGAAUCAAUACCCAACAUAUCACUAUGUCAAGCAAAAUGGUACAAGAGCACAGUGGACUUCACGUUCAACCACAUAAAGCUAUUGUUGGUGCCAAUGCUUUUGCACAUGAAAGUGGAAUUCAUCAGGAUGGGAUGCUUAAAUACAAAGGAACUUAUGAAAUAAUUUCGCCUGAUGAUAUUGGUUUAACACGUGCAAAUGAGUUCGGUAUUGUUCUUGGGAAACUCAGUGGAAGGCAUGCUGUGAGAUCUAAACUGGUGGAGCUUGGGUAUGAGAUUACUGACAAGGAAUUUGAGGAUUUCUUUAAACGCUACAAAGAGGUUGCGGAGAAGAAAAAGCGUGUAACUGAUGAAGACAUUGAGGCUUUGUUGUCGGAUGAGAUAUUUCAGCCUAAGGUUUUUUGGUCGCUUGCUGAUGUACAGGCAACUUGUGGAACACUUGGUCUAUCUACAGCAACUGUCAAACUGAUAGCUCCGGACGGAGAGGAGAAGAUAGCAUGCGCAGUUGGAACAGGUCCAGUUGAUGCAGCUUACAAGGCUGUCGAUGAAAUAAUACAGAUUCCAACCGUUCUUCGGGAAUAUAGCAUGACAUCGGUCACUGAAGGCAUUGAUGCAAUUGCAACUACUAGAGUGGUUGUCACUGGAGAUGUUAUUGACUCUAAACAUGCUUUGACUGGUCAAUCCUUCAACCGUGCUUUCAGUGGGAGUGGUGCCGCAAUGGACAUCGUCGUGUCCAGUGUCCGAGCUUACCUGAGUGCCCUGAACAAGAUGUCCAGUUUUGUUGGCGCAAUCAAGGCUAGUAGUCAAGUAACUGAAGGGCAAAGUGUUCAAACCACAGAAUGAGUUUUGAUGUUCCUGUUGGCUUUUCAUAUCCUGAUAUUAGACGAAAUAUCGGCCCAGCCAGUAAGGAGUCUGUCUGUGCUUGUUGAAACGUGGUUUUCCGUGUAGUGCAUCUAAAAGAUGCUGCUUUCUUGGUGGAUUGCGACUCAAGGUUGAACAUCUAUCUAGGAAGUUUUGGGGAUAUCCAGUGUAUAAUCCAGAUGUGAGAGAACUGUAUUUCCAAUAAGGCAACAGAGUGGUUUAAACAAAAUUAUAAUAAACAAUUAUGAGACCAGUUUCGUUGAGGAUCAAUUCUGCUCAAAGUGCAGGGUAAAGUGAAUUACAAUGUUGACCAUUCUGAACUGAAGGCCAACAUUUGAGUUGUAACUUAAAUUUUUUAAUUUGGUGGAGAAGUUUAAGGGUGGCC
Oryza brachyantha (malo sina) is the source of this 2437-nucleotide messenger RNA. Its product is annotated as 2-isopropylmalate synthase A. Gene Ontology annotation, molecular function: 2-isopropylmalate synthase activity. Bases 136 to 2034 code for a protein of 632 amino acids. The record is from RefSeq and is a predicted model, not a curated record. The transcript has 12 exons. Gene Ontology annotation, cellular component: chloroplast. Lineage: Eukaryota; Viridiplantae; Streptophyta; Magnoliopsida; Poales; Poaceae. Gene Ontology annotation, biological process: L-leucine biosynthetic process.